Messenger RNA from Agelaius phoeniceus (red-winged blackbird), 1290 nucleotides. The record is from RefSeq and is a predicted model, not a curated record. NCBI's taxonomy places the organism in Eukaryota, Metazoa, Chordata, Aves, Passeriformes, Icteridae.
AUGGCGGGGAGCAAGCAGCUGGAGCAAACAAGUAAAAACAUUGACUCAAGUGCCCACAUGAUCACUACGGCCAGGGUACCUGCUGAUAAGCCGGUACGAAUUGCCUUCAGCCUUAAUGAUUCCCCAGAUGAUGCUUCCCCUGAAAACUUCUCUUUGGCAUUUCCAGAGCUAGAUCAGCAGCUGCAGCCUCUGCCUCCUUGUCAUGACUCUAAGGAAUCUAUGCAGGUGUAUAAACAGCACUGCAAAAUAGCAGAAGAAUACCACGAGGUCAAGAGAGAAAUUGCUCUGCUGGAAGAAAGAAAAAAGGAGCUGAUUGCCAGGCUGGAGCAAGUGGAAAAAGAAAGCAUGGAUGCUGCUCGGCUGGCUAAGGAGUACGCACAGCUGACAGAGGAGAACCGGACGCUGAAGCUGGCCCAGACACAGUGCGUGGAGCAGCUGGAAAAGCUCAGGAUACAGUACCAAAAGAGACAGGGCUCCUCAUAACUCCCAACCAGCUCAUGGGAGGCACUUCAUACAGGAAUGGAAAACAGAUUUUAAAAUAAAGAUCCGUUGAAUAUGUUACAACGCUUUACUACGGAUACAGAGUAUGUAUAAGUUUGAAUUUGAUUUAAUGCUUGCCACCCAGUAGCUUAAUAUAAUGGAUAUUUCAUCCAUUAUAUAAUGAAUGUUUUAUUUCAAGCAACAUAAUUGAAGUUAAUCUAUCCCCAUAAUAUGUUCUAGUGGAUCAGGUUUCUUUUCUAAACAUAUUUUUUCCAAUUUAAGAAGAUAUGGACACACUAGAAAAUUAUAUAAAUAGUCUCUGUGUUGGAAAUUUGGAUCAUACUAAGGACUGGGACAAUGUUAAUAUAUGGAAUACAUGUAUGUUAAUUUUAGUUUGGUAAAUUCUUUUUAAAUUAUUUUCCUCAUGCAUAAAGUGUUUGGAAGUUAUCUUGAAGCAGAUCUCCUCACUAGUAAAAACCAUACUUGAUGUCAACUUCACACUGUUGUAUAAAAUCUGAAAAACUGCACAAUAAAAACGGAAGUAACAAAAUUAUUUUUUAUCAAACAAGUGCACUGACAGUGAUAAUUUGCAAGUUAUAGAAUUAAAAGGAAGCAGAAGAGAUCAAACUUUCCUGCCUUAAGUGUAAAGAUUACUUGAGUGUCUUUUUAUUGUACUUUUAGGCAUGCAAGAAAUGAAAAAUUAAUAUAAGAAUCAUAAUUUCAUCAUACUUUCAACUGAGACUAUGUCAGUAAAAUUAUUGUAAGGCUUUUUUGUUCUUAUUUUCUGGUCUAUUUUGAAACCUAAGUGGC